AUUAAAAGGCUCACCGCGUUAAGUAAAGCAGGCAGUGUUAAACCGGUCACAACAGAAAUUGUAAUUGGCUCAAUGGGAAGCUGGGUCAAGUGAAUCCGGAAUAAUAUAAACAGUUCUAAGUAAUAGAAUUGAUCUGGGUACUGAAGCAGUUUACAUCUGAAGAGAGUCGUUCGUUUCGUGAUUGUGGAACCUGAACGAAAGCGCCAUGAAUUUCGAGGAAUUCCGCGCAAGGGGCAAAGAAAUGGUGGAUUUUAUUACAGAUUACCUGAAAUCUGUCGAAGAGCGUCCAGUCUACCCAGCGGUGCAGCCCGGGUACCUUCGGCCGCUCAUCCCAGACAGCGCUCCCCAGGACCCCGACAGUUACGAGGAAAUAAUGAAGGAUGUCGAGAGAGUCAUCAUGCCGGGGAUCACCCACUGGCAAAGUCCUCAUUUUCAUGCCUAUUUUCCUGCUAUCAUCUCCUUUCCUGGUCUCCUGGGCGAUAUGCUGUCUGGAGCCAUUGGCUGCGUCGGCUUUUCCUGGGUUGCAAGCCCUGCGUGUACGGAAUUGGAGACGGUGAUGCUUGACUGGCUGGGGAAGAUGCUGAACCUGCCUGACGAGUUUCUAGUUGGGACUGGGAAUGAAGGUGGUGGAGUGAUACAGAGCACAGCCAGUGAAAGUACACUGGUGGCACUUCUUGCGGCUAAAAGGAAGAUGGUUACACUAUUUCGGUCAAAUAAUUCUGAUAUGGCGGAAAACAUGAUCAUGUCUAACCUGGUGGCCUACACAUCAGAUCAGUCUCACUCUUCUGUUGAACGAGCAGCAUUGAUUGGUGGGGUCAAAAUGAGAAAACUUCCAACUGAUGAGAAAUUCAGCCUUCGUGGGGAGACACUGAGACAAGCUCUCGAAGAAGAUAAAGCUUUAGAUCUCAUCCCUUUCUUUCUUUGUGCAACACUUGGUACCACUCCCUCCUGUUCAUUUGACAACAUUAUGGAGCUAGGACCAAUCUGUAAUUCUGAAAAUAUCUGGCUGCACAUCGAUGCAGCUUAUGCAGGAAGUGCUUUCAUCUGUCCAGAAUUCAGACCUCUUUUAAAUGGAGUGGAGUUUUCCAAUUCUUUCAACUUUAAUCCUCACAAGUGGCUUUUGGUGAAUUUUGAUUGCUCAACUAUGUGGGUGAGGAAAAGAUCAGAAAUUAUUGAAGCUUUUAAAAUGGAUCCUCUUUACCUGAAACAUGAUCAUCAGGACUCUGGACUCAUCACUGAUUAUAGGCACUGGCAGAUUCCUCUAGGGCGCAGAUUCCGUUCUCUGAAAUUGUGGUUUGUGUUCAGAUUGUAUGGAGUAAAAGGACUUCAAGAACAUAUUCGCAAGCACGUGAACCUUGCACAUGAGUUUGAGAGGUUGGUACGUCAAGAUGAACGAUUUGAGAUUGUUGGAGAUGUGGUACUGGGACUGGUGUGCUUCAGAAUAAAGGGCACAAAUGAUUUAAAUGAAAAACUCUUAAAAGAGAUAAAUGAUGCAAGGAAGAUUUAUAUUGUGCCAUGUCAACUUCGAGACAAGUUUGUCCUCCGUUUUGUCAUAUGUGGACGUACAGUUGAAAGUAAACAUGUCCACUAUGCGUGGCAAAUCAUAAGUCAGACUGCUGCAAAUCUUCAAAUUGGCACUCAAUAAUACAUAAAAUCCACAAUACAUCUUACAUUGUAAAACAAUUGUGUUAAAUGAGCAUGCUUCACUUUUUUUUAAUUACCUUGUGCUGAUCAGAAAUUACUGCAGGACAAUACUCUUUAUGAACUAAGUCUAAAACAUUUGAAUAAUUAUUCUCUCUGUUUAGUUUAAAUUUUAUUUUACUAUUUAAUGGUAUGUUUAACAAAUAAUAAUUUAAAAAAAACUGAUAUUUAAGAACAAGGGGUCACAGUUUAAGGAUAAAGGGGAAGCCUUUUUGGGACCGAGAUGAGGAAAAACUUCUUCACACAGAGAGUGGUGUAUCUGUGGAAUUCUCUGCCCCAGGAAACAGCUGAGGCUGGUUCAUUGGCUAUAUUUAAGAGGAAGUUAGAUAUGGCCCUUGUUGCUAAAGGGAUCAGGGGGUAUGGAGAGAAAGCAGGUACAGAUUUCUGAGUUGGAUGAUCAGCCAUUUACCUUCCUACCAGUGACUUGACCUUCAAAUUAAUCUUUAAGGAAUCCUACAAAAGAACUCUCAAGUCCCUUUACACCUCUUAUUUUUGAAUUCUCUCCCCAUUUAAAAAAUAGUCUACACCUUUAUUCCUUCUAUCAAAGUGCAUGACCAUACACUUCCCUACAUUAUAUUCCAUCUGCCUAAGUCCUUUUGCUGGCUCCCUGCCCCUCCACCUAUCUUCAUUUUCGCCAUCGAUUCCAUCAUCCAAAUCAUUGAUGUAUAACGUGAAAAGAAGUGGUCCCAACACCAACCGCUGCAGAACACCAGUAGUUACCAGCAGCAAACAAAUAACCCCCUUUAUUCUGACUCUCUUCCUCCUGCCAGUAAGCCAAUCUUCUAUCCAUGCCAAUGUUUCCAUUAAUACCAAGGACACUUGUUAAAGCAGCCUCAUGUGUGGUAUAUUAACAAAGGCCUUCUGAAAAUCCAAGUAAAUAAUACCCACUGACUCUCCUUCAUCUAUCCUGCCUCAGAGCUAUUUCCUCAAAGAAUUCCAACAGAUAUGUCAGGCAAGAUUUCCCCUUAAGGAAACCAUGCUGACUUUGGCCUAUUUUAUCAUUAGCCUCAAAAAACCUAAUCUGUAAUAUGGACUCUAACAUCUUCCCAACCAUUGGUCAGGCUAACUGCCCUAUAAUUUCCUUUCUUCUGCCUCCAAUGACACUUGCGAUUUUGAAGACCUCUGGAAUCAUUCCAGAACCUAGUGAUUCUUGAAAGAUUAUUACUAAUGCAUAAUUAUUCCAGCUACUUCAGAACCCGGGGGGUGUAGUCCAUCUGGUCCAGGUGCCUGACCUACCUUAUGGGCUCAGCUUCCCAAGCAUCUGCACCCUAGUAAUAGCAACUGCGCUCAUUUCUGCACCCAACACUCUUGAAUUUCUGGCAUACUGCUCAAGUCUUCCAAAGUGAAAGUUUAUACAAAAUACUAUUAAGUUCACCCAUUUCUUUGUCUCCCAUUACUACUUCUCUAGUAUUCCUAUCCAGCAGUUUGAUAUCCACUCUCACCUCUCUUUUAUUCUUUAUAUAUUUGGGAAAAUCUUUGGUACCCUCUUUCAUAUUAUUGGCUGGCUUACCUUCAUAUUUUAUCUUUUCUCUCAUUGUAGUAUUAGUUGCCUUCUGUUGGGUUUUAAAAGCUUCCCAAUCCUUAACUCUCACUAAUUUGUGCUAUUUUAUAUGCCCUCUUUUUUGCUUUUAUGUUGUCUUUGACUUCACUUAUCAACCUCAGCUACCUCAUCCUUUUAGAAUAAUCAUCUUCGGGAUGUGUUUAUUCUGAACCAACCAAAUUACCCCCAGAAAUUCCAGCCAUUGCUGUUCUAUCAUCAUCCCUGCUGGUGUUCCCUUUCAAUCAACUUGGCCAUCUCCUCGCCCAUGCCUAUGUAAUUCCCUUUACUGCACUGUAAUACUGAUACAUCUGACGUUGGCUUCUCCCCCUCAAACUACAAGGUGAUUUUUAUCAUAUUAUGAUCACUGUCUUCUAAGAGUUCCUUUACCUAAAGCUCCCCAAUCGAAUCUGUUUCAUUGCACACACACAAUCCAGAAUUGCAUUUCGGGUAGUGAGCUCAACCACAAACUGCUUUAAAACACCCUUUCGUAGGCAUUCUUCAAAUUCCCUCUCUUGGGAUCCAGCAACACCCUGAUAUUCCCAAUCUACCUGAAAAUUGAAAUCCCUCAUGAGUAUGAUAAUGUGACACUUUUUUACGUGCCUUUUGUAUUUCCCAAAGUAUUUUAUAUCUUACAUCCUGGUUACUGUUCAGAGGCCUGUAUAUAACUUCCAUCAAUGUCUUUUCACCCUAGCAAUUUCUUAACUCUACACACAAGGAUUCUACAUCUUCCUAUCCUGUUACCUCUUUCUAAGGAUUUGAUUUCAAUUUUACCAACAGAGCCAUCCCACUUGCUCCACCUACUUGUCCGUUCGAUGCAAUAUUAAGAUUUAUUUUUGGAUGUUAAGCUCCCAACUAUGAACUUCUUUCAGGCAUGACUCAGUGAUGCCCAAAACAUCAUAUCCACCAAUCUCUAAAUGCACUACAAUAUCAUCUACCUUAUUCCAUAUACUGUAUGCAUCUUCAGUCCUGUAUUCAUCACCUGUUUCAAUUUUGCCUCCAAGUUACUUUUCAACUCAUCCCACUGGCAGCAAUUUUGCCCUAUAAUCUGCCUGUUUUUCUUCACAGGACACUGCAAUUAGUUGUAUACUAAUUAGCUAGUCCUCAGCCUUAUCACUCUGGUUCCCACCCCCCUGCUAAAUUAGUUUAAACCCACUCUAAUAGCUUUAGCAACCUGCUAGCAAGGACAUUUGUGUCCACUCUCUCCCUCCCCCAAAGGUUCAGGUGUAACCUGUCAUUUUUGGAUAGGCAAUAAAUGUCAAGAACAUGAGAUGAAAAGUUCUUGAAAGUGAGCCCCUAGAUUAUGUGAACAGUUCAGUGAUGUGAUGAGUGAAGUUAUCCCCUCUGGUCUUGAGGCUCCUGUACCUCCUUCCUGAAUGCAGCAGUGAGAAGAGAGCUGGCCUGGAUGGUGGGGAUCCUUGAUGAUGGUUACUGCUUUCCUGUGAUAGCACUCUAAGUAGAUGUGCUCACUGGUGGGGAGUGCUUUUCCUGUGAUGGACUGGGCUGCACCCACUACUUUUUAGGAUUUUCUGUUGAAGGGCAUUGGUGUUUCCAUACCAGGAUGUGAUGCAAGCAGUCCAUAUACUCUCCACUGUACAUCUAUAAAAGUACGUCAAAGUUUUGGAACUACACUUAUGUGCGGGAUCAGGACAGAUCCUCUGAAAUGAUAGCACUAAGUUAAAGUUCCUGACCCACUCUGAUGAGGACUCACUGAUGGACCUCUGGUUUGCUCCUCCAGUAGUCAAUAAUCGGCUCCUUGGUGUUGCUGAUGCUGAGCGUGAGCUUGUUGCAGCACCACUCAGCCAGAUUUUCAAUCUCCCUCUUAUAUGCUGAUUCAUCACCACCUUUGAUUCGGUCAACUACAGCGAUGUUGACAGCCAACUUAAAUAUGGAUAACAAAGUGCUAUUGAAUACCUUCUUUGCAUUUUUAAAUAUUUAAGAUAUUUAUUAAUUGCAAUUGACUUGUAUUGUAAACUGAACAGUAUCAUAUAUGCACAGUGCAGUACAUGUGGGACAAUGCUUUUGUUGCAAACAAAAAUAAACAUUCUGCAAACUCUGAACUGAGCUUUGUAUGUUAUUUGUAUGUAGAACCUCCAGUUUAAUAUUAUGAUCAGAUUCUGUGGUGUUGUCUUCAUCAGAUCUACCGUACCGACUCAAAGGUAUUUUGAAAAGCAAUCCUGAUUAUUACUAGUCCAUUAUCAGCCGCUGUGUGAAGAGUUUCUUAGGCUCCAUUAAUUUGUUUUUUUUUCCAUUUUCAUGGGUGGAGGAUUCUAUCCAAGUAGCCUCCAACCUAAUGACAUGAUUGUGUGUUAAGAAAUAUUGAGUCAGUAACAGAAGCACAUAUUUGUUUUAAUUCAAAAUUUCUGGCAAUAAACAGCCUAAUAUCAACUUUCCUAAUUACUUGCUAUAAUCGCAUACCAAAAUAGACAGUCUUUUCACAUAUUCUCACAUAAAACAUCUUCCAGACUUUUCUCACUCAUUUAACUUACCUAUAUACCUUUGUUAUCUCCUGAUGUUCUUUCAACAACUUGGUAAGAUGAUGGAGUCCUUCAUUAAGGAUGUUGUUUUUGAGGUACUUGGAGGUUUAUGACAAAAACGCUAAAGUCAGCACGGUUUCCUAAAAGAAAAAUCUUGCUUGACAAAUCUGUUGGAAUUCUUUGAGGAAGUAACAGGAAGGAUAGACAAAGGAGUCUGUGGAUGUUGUUCACUUGGAUUUUCAUAAGGCCUUUGACAAAGUGCCACACUUGAGACAGCUAAACAAGAUAAGGGCCCGUAAUAUUACAGGAAAGAUACCAGAAUGGGUAUAGGAUUAACUGACUGGCAGAGGCAAAGACUAGGAAUAAACGGGGCCUUUUCUGGUUGGGUGCUGGUGACUUGCGGUGUUCCACAGGGUUCAGUGUUGGGACAGCUUCUUUUCCUAUUAUAUGUUAAUAGUUUGGAAUUUAUGGGUUUGUAGAGUGACAGGUAGUGUUGAGGAAACAGGGAGUCUUCAGAAGGACGAUUAGAUUAGAUUAGAAGAUUAGAAGAGUGGCAGAGAAGUGGCAGAUGGAAUACAGUGUAGGUAAGUAUAUAGUCAUGCAUUUUCAUAGAAAAAAUAAAAGCACCGACUUUUCUAAAUAGGGAGUGAAUUCAGAUAUCAGAGGUACAAAUGGACUUCGGAGUCCUAGUGUGGUAUUCCCUAAAGUUUAACUUAUAGAAUGAACUGGUAGAAAGGAAAGCAAUUACAAUGUUAGCAUUCGUUUUGAGAAGAAGACUAGAAUAUAAAAGCAAGGAUGCAAUCCUUAAAAUUUAUACAGCUACAUUUGGAGUAUUGUGAGUAUUGUGGGCUCCAAAUCCAAGAAAGGAUGUGAUGGCAUUAAAGGAUGUCCGGAAGAGGUUUACAUGAAUGAUCCUAGGAAUAAAAGGGUUAAGGUAUGAUGAGUGUUUAAAUGGGUUUAGUUCUGCCACUUUAUCCAUGUUAUAUCUGCAAAAAGCUCCAAUGAAUAGGUCAGUUUCCCUCACACAAAACCGUAUUAACAAUGCCUAUUUUUUGCUAAAUUCUCAAAGAUUUCUUUAAUAGGUCCCAAUAUUUGUUAAGUAAACUGGCUUGUAGUUGCUUACAUAUUUGUUGUUUCCUAAUUUAAAAGAAUUGUAAGAAAUUUUAGAAUAUUAAAGCUAUGCAUCAAAUGUUAUCAGCCACAUGCAGUAAAGUUAACCAGAACAGGACGUUGUCAAUCCACAGCUCAACAAUUUGCUCAUUAACAAUUGCAAUUUUCUUAAUUUCUUCCUUCCCUUGCAGUUCGGAUUCCAAAUUAGAGAUAUUUCUGGAUUGUUAGUUGUAUCUGUUAUAAUGAAGACUGAUGUAUCUAUCAUUUGCUUGUUUUGCACUACUACUUUUGCAAAAGCACUUACCCAUGCACCAAUGCUCAUUCCAUAUUAUAUAUAAAAAUUUUUGUAUUUGACUAAAUGAUAUUUUUCUUUCAUUGUUAAUAUUCUAUUAAUUUGUACUUAAUUUUCUGAUCUGCCACAUAUUUGUGUAUUUAUAUUCUUUUUCUUUGGAAGCUCUUUCUUCAUGUCCACUAUUUCUCCGAGAAAACAACCAAGUGAAAUAAUUAUUAAAUAUUUCUGACUCUUUUCUGUUGUUAUCCGCAACAUUAUAUUGUUUAUUAAUGGCCUUACUUCUGUCCCAAUCUUUUUUUUUUUACAAUUGAUGGGUCUACGAAAUAUUUCACUCGUUUUAAGUUGAUUGGUAUUUAAUUUCUUAGUAAACACAAAGUACACUGCAGAUGCUGUGGUCAGAUCAACACGUACAAACAAGCUGGAUGAACUCAGCAGAUCAGGCAGCAUCCGUGGAAACGAAAAGUCAACGUUUUGGGCCAAGACGAAGUCAGUUCUGAUGAAGGGUCUCAGCCCGAAACAUUAACUGUUAAUUUCUUGGUACCUCUUAGCAUUCCUAUUUUAACUGUUAGAAUUCCUUCUUAUUUUCUUUUAUUACACAUUCCUUUGCUUUCUAUGUGCAUAGCCUCUCUCUGUAUCAUCUAUAGUUUCUUUAUAUUUUUAUUCAUGCCUGGAAUCCAAUAACCUUAGUGUUUUCUUCUGUCAGUGGAAUAUAUUUUUCAUGCACAGUAUUGAUCACCAUUCUAAAUGCUUCCCAUUGUUAUUGCAUAUGGCUGUUUGCCAAUAGCAUUUCCUAUUUUAUCUUACCAAGUUCAGUUCUUAUCACAAGUUCUUUUCUUCAAUCCGUAAUUUAUAACCUAAUUUGGAUCUGACAUGUUCUUUUCUAUUAUCAAUUUAAUAUAUUUAUAGACUCUAUUGCCAGAUUUUCCAAUAGAAACAAACAGAUUUUAUUCAAUGCUUAUAAUUAGCAUGGAGAAUGGGUUUAGGACCAUACAGAUUAAACAAAUCUUAAUGUGGGUCAGAACAAAAAGUUUGGGAGCCAGUGUUCUAACAAUAUAAAUCACAUUGACAUAAAGGAAACAAAACUAAAUUAGCAAAAUGAAUGAACAUUGCAUUAAGUAUUUCAAAAUAAUAAGUUUGCAUUAAUGUUUAUUUCUAAUUACAAUAAACAGAAUAUAUCAGUCCUUUAUUUAUACAAAAAUACCUGGACAGUUACAGUUAAGUUCACAAGCCUUUCAGCUAUUUACAUCAAGCAUAUUAUGAAUGCAGAUUUCCAUUUAAAAAGUUAAAACGUUCAAGCAUUCCCUGAAAAAAAAAGGAUUGCCACAUUCUUUUUCAGAAUCAUCAGUUCUGUAGUAAGUGAAACAUAAUUCAUGAUUAGCAAGUUCUAUCAGUUGAAAGGAGUGUUGAUUGGUCAAAUGAUUGAUUAUAUCUUCAUGCAGAAACAUAUUAAGGAACAGACCCAUACAAAUUGAAGCACAUAAGCUACUUACAUUUUGAUGGGUAAAUUAGUUUGCUGUUAAUUGUAGACAAAUAUAUCAAUGUGUAGGUUAAUAACCAAACAUAUUUGGUAUAUUCUUCUCAAGCCAAACACAAUAUGUUAUCUUGUAAUUUUUUUUCUUCCCAGACAAAGAAAAAAAAACAA
Molecule: messenger RNA, 8759 nt
Organism: Hypanus sabinus (Atlantic stingray)
Lineage: Eukaryota; Metazoa; Chordata; Chondrichthyes; Myliobatiformes; Dasyatidae
Gene: ddc
Product: dopa decarboxylase
Exons: 14
Coding region: 206-1645 (479 amino acids)
Biological process (GO): serotonin biosynthetic process; amino acid metabolic process; catecholamine metabolic process
Molecular function (GO): pyridoxal phosphate binding; aromatic-L-amino-acid decarboxylase activity
Source: RefSeq, a predicted model, not a curated record